Molecule: messenger RNA, 1569 nt
Organism: Durusdinium trenchii
Lineage: Eukaryota; Dinophyceae; Suessiales; Symbiodiniaceae
Source: the annotation of a GenBank genome assembly
AUGGCGAGUGUUCCUGGGGCCACCAGGGCCAUGGCGACCAUGGGGCACGGCAACGGUCCGUCAGUGCCAGUCGCGCAGCGCACGGUGCACACACUGUCAGCUCCACGUCCAAGCGCGGUGGUGCCAGCCGUGCUGGUGGCAGCGGCGGCGGCCAGGCGAUGCUCCAAAGGGCGGGGACCUUUAUGCAGAGCUGCGAAGUCUCAGGAAGUGCUCACACCAGUCAAGGAAGUGAUGGCAGCGCUGGAGGAGGUCAAGGACCCCGGCUUGGGCGACAUCGUCACCAGUGGCUUCGUGGGUGCGAUCAAGGCAGACCGAGUCACGGGGAACAUCUCCCUGGUCUUGGAAGUGGAAGCCUACAAGUCUCAAGUGGAGGAACGUUUGUCGAAGAUACCCUGGGCGAAGACCUUGGACGUCCGCGUGGGAUCCGUGAAGAGUGCUGCGGCCGCCGGAGCAGCCGGAUCUGCCGGAAGCCCUCGGCCCAUGCCACAGAUGCCCAAGAGCUUGGAAAAGGUCAAGAACAUCAUUGCGGUGUCUUCCUGUAAGGGCGGCGUUGGGAAGAGCACGGUGGCCGUGAACCUGGCCUUUGCUUUGCACCAGAAAGGCCACAAGGUGGGCAUCUUUGACUGUGACGUCUAUGGUCCUUCCUUGCCUGUCAUGGUUCGUUUUCAGGAAGAGACUCCCCGAAUGGAGAUGUAUGAAGACGAGAAGAAGGAACGGCACAUCAAGCCCGUCAUCGAUCCCGCCACGGGCAUCAAACUGGUCUCAUUCGGCUACGUGGGGCAUGCCGCAGUGAUGAGGGGCUCCAUGGUGACUGGAGUCAUGUCACAGUUGGUGAACCAAACAGAUUGGGGAGACCUGGACUACUUGGUCUUGGACAUGCCUCCUGGAACUGGUGAUAUUCAUUUGACAUUGUCACAAAUUUGUCAGAUCACGGCCGCAGUGAUCGUGACCACGCCGCAGAAGCUGAGCGUCAUCGACGUGGAGCGAGGGAUCUCGAUGUUUGGCCAGCUGAAUGUGCCUUCAGUGGCAGUCGUUCAGAACAUGAGCUACAUGGCCAUGCCAAAUGGUGAGCGUCAAUACAUUUUUGGCCGAACAGAUGCUGGAUUCAAAAUUGCCGAUACCUUCGGCAUCGAACAGGUCUUCGAGCUGCCCUUGGAGCCCUCGGUGGCCUCCGCUGGUGACCAAGGGAAGCCCUUCGUCGCCGAGGCCACGGAGGCGGCGGAGGAGGUCGGCAAGCUGGCGGACGCGGUGAUCCAGGAGGUGGAAAAGAUCAAGGAGAACCGCACACAACCACAGCUGACCUGGGAUGCGGACAUGAAGGUCUUGCGUUUGCAGCUGGGCGACGAAGAGCUGGGCAUCGAUCCCCGAGAGCUCCGCCUGAGGGACAAGGGUGCUGGAGGAGUGACGCCUCCGCCAGCCGACCUCUUUCCAGCCGAGAUCGUUGACAUGGGAAACUAUGCCGUUGUCAUCAAGUGGAGCGACGGAGUGGUACAAGUGGCACCUCACAAGCAGCUCAUCGAGGGAGAUGAGAAGGGCCCGAUGCCACAUGUAGAGCUGACACCUGCCUGA